GUGGUUCCACAGUGAUGUGGAUGCGUUUUUAGAUGAGCGCAGACGAAUAGGCCAUCCUUAUGGUAACAACAUGGAAUUCUGUAUAGGAACAGCGGCGGUUCGAUUACCCGUGUUGACCUCCUGAACUCACAUUUGUACUGAACGUACCCAUGCCGCCCCCUAACUCCCCCGGUCAGUGCUGACAGCAUUAAUAGCGCAGCCCUGUGAGGAAGAACUAAUUGUAGCGGCACGAGAUGGCAUUCUCUUACCCCUCACUCGCGGUAAUUUUAAUGUUAGCUAUUCAACAGUCUACAGGAUUUUGGCUUUUCAAUGUAAUUUUCCCUCCAACUGCAAAACCUCAUACUGCAAGCAACAACACUCCGCCGGUUAUUAUAGUUCCAGGAAAUUUAGGAAAUCGUCUGGAAGCGAAGAUUGAUAAACCCACCCUGGUGCACUGGAUGUGUUACAAGAAAACUGACCACUUUUUCACUCUCUGGAUAGACCUGAACAUGUUCAUGCCAGUUGGCAUAGACUGCUGGAUUGACAAUAUCAGGAUUGUGUACAACAAGACCACACGUAAGACAACCAAUGCCCCUGGUGUGGAGGUGAGAGUGCCUGGCUUUGGGCAGACGUAUCCAGUGGAGUUUCUCGAUACAAACAGAUUAGCAGGUUACUUCCACACCAUGGUCCAGCAUCUGGUCAACAUUGGGUAUGUUCGCAAUGAGACGGUUCGAGCAGCUCCUUAUGACUGGAGGAUUGCACCAAAUGAACAGGAGCAGUACUUCACUCAGUUACGGGGCUUGGUUGAGGAGAUGCAUGAUCUGUACCAGCAGCCAGUCCACUUGCUGGGCCACAGCAUGGGCAGUAACUACAUUCUGGUCUUCCUAAAUCAGCAGAGCCAGGCCUGGAAGGACAAGUACAUCAAGAGCUUCAUAUCCCUGGGGGCACCAUGGGGGGGUGCCGUCAAGCCUCUGAGAGUGCUGGCCUCAGGUGAGAACGAUGGCAUCCCUCUGGUGUCCAACAUAAAGAUCCGAGAGGAGCAGCGGAUGACCACCACCAACCCAUGGAUGGUCCCUUCAGAGGAAGCCUGGCCAAAGGACCACACCUUCGUCUCCACCCCCUCUUUCAACUACACCAACCAGGACUACAAGCGCUUCUUCCAGGACAUCAACUUUGAGGAUGGCUGGUACAUGUGGGAGGACACCAGAAACAUCACCGCCGGACUGCCCCCACCUGGCGUGGAGGUGUACUGCUUCUAUGGAGUGGGGCUCCCCACACCGGUCACCUACGUGUACGAUGACCAAUUCCCCAACGCCGACCCAGUGGACAUGAUUUACAGUGACGGUGACGAUACAGUGGACAGCCGGAGCAUGGGCCUGUGCAAGCGCUGGGCAGGCCAGCAGGAGCAAUCGGUCCAUGUGAAAGAGUUGAGGGGCCUGCCCCACCUGGACAUUGUCUUCAACCCCAAGGUUCUGCUCAUGAUCCAGAGGAUCCUCGAGGGGGAGCACAGGGACGAGGUGUUCAGUGCAUACGACCUCUAUCCUACACAGGCCCCUCGCCCACAGAACAAGAGCCAGCCGCCCACAGAUCAGUCGCCCACCGAUCAGCCCCCUCUCUCCUCACCUUAGGUCAGGCCUACAUGGAGGCAGAAUCAGCACUCUUAAAUAGAGAUCCCUGGCUAUCAUGAGUGUACAUGUGUACAAUGCUAAUGAGUGUUGGAGUAAACUUCUCUGUUGGUAACUCAAAGCUAACAUCACACACAUUAGCGAGACAGCGGUUUAAACAGGUAUCAAGCAGGAGAAAGUGUUCCUUCUUUACAUAGUCUUCACAGACUCUUACAUUCUGAAUCUUUUCAGCCUCUGUUGUACAGUAUGUGUUACAUGUGUUGUUUUUCCGUUGUGUUGAAGAUGGAUUAUUUUAGGUGCCUUAAAUACAAACUGUUUCUUUUUA
This is a messenger RNA of Clupea harengus (Atlantic herring), 1929 nucleotides long. It is a transcript of the gene lcat, whose product is annotated as lecithin-cholesterol acyltransferase. Gene Ontology annotation, biological process: lipid metabolic process. NCBI's taxonomy places the organism in Eukaryota, Metazoa, Chordata, Actinopteri, Clupeiformes, Clupeidae. The record is from RefSeq and is a predicted model, not a curated record.